AUGUGGUUUCGAUGCUAUCACAGUGAUAUGUACCCCAUUAAAACAAUUCUGCAUUUGGAUAAUGAUAAUGAAGUGUUGGAUACCAUAGACAACAUUCAAGAACCAAAUGCUCAUAGCACUAUAUUGGAGUCAGCUCAUCCUAGCACAAAUGUAUCAUUGUCUGCAUCUCGUAAGACAUGCCCAUCUGGUGAAUGUUCUAAUAAUAUUGGAGAUAUUAGUCAUUUACCACGCACCCCUCCUGUACCAGGGACUUAUACAAUCCCAUCUAUAAUGAAUAAGUCUGUUGGAACCAAUGAUGAAACUGAAAAUUUAUUUGGGAUGAUAAAACUUACUGCCAGUGAUGUUUGCUAUACUAAUGGAACUAUAGAGUGGGUUGGAAGGAAGAGAAGUUUUCCAAUUAAUAGUGGAUUCAAAAUUCUUAAAGAUAACAAAAUUUUCCAUGGCGAACCUGUCUUGAAAAAAGUAAGAAAAAUUAAUAGCACCUUUACAAUUGCAAAUGAAAAGUUUAAAGAAUGUGACUGUGCUGAUGUGUUACCAACUGUAAAUGCUAUUGUUGACCAUCUUAAUGCACUUCAUGAAGCAGUUGAUAUAGUAGAUCUGAGAUUAAAUACUCUUGAAGAUGUUAUUGGCAGGAAUGAAUAAUCUUAUAAUUAUUAAAGAAAUUUAUUGUUGUAAAUAUUUAAAAGAC
Messenger RNA from Pieris napi, 688 nucleotides. RefSeq lists its product as uncharacterized. The coding region runs from base 1 to 642 and encodes 213 amino acids. NCBI's taxonomy places the organism in Eukaryota, Metazoa, Arthropoda, Insecta, Lepidoptera, Pieridae. The transcript has a single exon. The record is from RefSeq and is a predicted model, not a curated record.